This is a messenger RNA of Suillus fuscotomentosus, 1356 nucleotides long. Its product is annotated as isocitrate dehydrogenase. The transcript has 10 exons. Gene Ontology annotation, biological process: isocitrate metabolic process. The coding region runs from base 1 to 1356 and encodes 451 amino acids. NCBI's taxonomy places the organism in Eukaryota, Fungi, Basidiomycota, Agaricomycetes, Boletales, Suillaceae. Gene Ontology annotation, molecular function: magnesium ion binding; isocitrate dehydrogenase (NADP+) activity; NAD binding. Gene Ontology annotation, cellular component: mitochondrion. The record is from RefSeq and is a predicted model, not a curated record.
AUGCCAGUGCAAGGAGCGACGCUCUUUACUGCUAUUAGACACUCGCUGGGUCCGCAGAGCAGACCGCUGGCACGAGGCUUUGCGAAUUCGAUGAGCUUACAAUAUGGGAAGAAGAUUGUGGUAGCGAAACCCGUCGUGGAGCUUGAUGGAGAUGAGAUGACGAGGAUUAUUUGGAAAAAGAUCCGGGAGGAGCUAAUCCUUCCUUAUUUACAACUGGACAUCAAGUACUACGACCUUGGCCUCGAGUACCGUGACCAGACCAACGACAAAGUAACCGUGGAAGCCGCCAAUGCCAUUCUCGAGCACAAGGUCGGCAUCAAGUGUGCGACAAUCACGCCCGAUGAGGCUCGUGUGGAGGAGUUCAAGCUCAAGGAGAUGUGGAGGAGCCCGAACGGCACGAUCCGUAACAUCCUUGGCGGAACUGUGUUCCGUGAGCCCAUCAUAUUGGAUCGGAUUCCCAAGCCGAUUCCAGGAUGGGUGAAGCCAAUCGUGAUUGGCCGUCAUGCAUUCGGUGACCAGUACCGUUCCACGGACUUCGUCGCACCGGGACCAGGGAAGCUCCAGCUUGUAUACGCCCCUGCUGAUGGAGGCGCCAAGACUGUCAUGGACGUGUAUGACUUCAAGGGAAAGGGUGUCGCCAUGAGCAUGUACAACACUGAUGAAUCAAUAACCGGGUUUGCACAUUCAUCAUUCAAGAUGGCUCUCCUCAAGAAGAUGCCCUUGUUCAUGUCAACAAAAAACACCAUCUUGAAGAAGUAUGAUGGCCGCUUCAAGGACAUCUUCCAAGAGAUUUAUGAAUCGCAGUACAAGGACGCUUUCGAGAAGGUCGGUAUAUACUACGAGCACCGCCUUAUCGACGAUAUGGUUGCACAAGCGAUCAAGUCCUCCGGUGGUUUCGUAUGGGCAUGCAAGAACUACGAUGGUGACGUACAGAGUGACAUCCUCGCUCAGGGCUUCGGUUCCUUGGGCAUGAUGACCUCAGAGCUGAUCACUCCUGAUGGCCAGGUUGUUGAGAGUGAGGCUGCCCACGGUACCGUCACCCGACACUACCGUGAGUUCCAGAAGGGGAAUGAGACGUCGACCAAUCCAGUGGCGUCGAUCUUUGCAUGGACCCGUGGACUUCUACACCGUGCUAAGCUGGAUGACAAUGAAGAGCUCAGGAAGUUUUGCUUGGAUCUUGAGGCUGCAUGUGUGGAAACGAUUGACGAGGAUGGAAUCAUGACCAAGGAUCUUGCUCUUGCUAUCCACGGCAAGAACAUGAAGAGAGAACAUUGGGUCGUCACUGACAAGUACAUGGAUGCGGUGAAUGUCAAGCUCCAGAAGAAGCUUGCUGAAGGGGCCACUGCUAAACCUUGA